AUGUACAAGAAGAUAAUUAUAAUUGGAUUUAUUGAUAUAGAUGAACAAAAUUCUGAAGACUCACAGGAAGAAGUUGACCCUGAUCUUCCAAAUGAAGACCUAAACCAGCAUAAGAAUUGGAAAUUGCUCAAUGAUGAAGAUUGUGGUCUCAGUAUAAGUGAUAGGAUAGUUGGAGGAAAAAAUGCCAGUCUAGGACAAUAUCCUUGGAUUGCAAGAUUAGGAUAUGCAAAAAAGAUUUUGUAUCCUGAUAUGUACGAUUAUUCUGAUGCUGAAUAUUUGGAUGAAAAUAAAGUGCUGGUUUUCGAAUGCGGUGCUUCUUUAAUAAGUGAUUUAUAUGUUGUUUCUGCAGCACAUUGUGUGGUGGGCCUGCCUUCUUCAAUAACAUUAGCGCGAGUCAGACUCGGCGAACAUAAUGAUCAAUCGGGUAUAGAUUGCGAGGACGAUGUUUGCGCAGAACCUGUCCAAGAUUUCGAUCCUGUGAAAAUAAUUCCACAUCCAGAAUACAAAGACGAACUAUUUAAACAUGAUAUAGCUCUGAUAAAAUUGGAUAGAAAAUAUAAUAAAAAUGGUUGGGUGUAUCCAAUUUGUACAAUUAGUGGAGACUUGAUUUUCAAGGACUAUGUGGGGACUUAUGCAGAAGUUGCUGGAUGGGGCUUUACAGAUCGAGACUCAGAAGUACUUGCACAUGUAUUGCAAACAAUUCAGUUCAUGGAUUACAUGGAUGGUUGA
Molecule: messenger RNA, 729 nt
Organism: Ctenocephalides felis (cat flea)
Lineage: Eukaryota; Metazoa; Arthropoda; Insecta; Siphonaptera; Pulicidae
Product: CLIP domain-containing serine protease 2-like
Exons: 6
Coding region: 1-729 (242 amino acids)
Biological process (GO): proteolysis
Molecular function (GO): serine-type endopeptidase activity
Source: RefSeq, a predicted model, not a curated record